AUCUUUUAGUAAAUUUGCUAUUUUUCUCGAUCUUAGUAAACGAUGGCAAACAUUAUUAUUUCGUAAGAAAGGACAUUCUGACAAUCUUUUUGCAUUGAUCUCGAGUUUCUGUCAACGCCAGAUGUUAUUAUAAUGAAGCUUAAGCAAUGAUUUGUUCUGUGAUUGAUGAAUCAUCAAAACCAGAAAGAAUUUUUCGGGGGGAGAGGAGAGAGAGAGAGAGAAAAAAAAAAGCGAAUACCUUUCACCUUAUUCGAUGUUCGUUAACGUGUCACACCCAAAAAUUUACCACUUUAUAUUCAGAUAUAUCAUUAAAUUCCUGGUCAAUCUCAUUAACCUCACUAUUAUUAAACUGUCUACCAUCUAAUAUUUUUUAUAAUAUUCUCUAGAUAAAGUAGAAUUUAAAAUUAUAUUAGCUAAAACGAUCAAUUCCUCUAACCAUACACGCGUACGAUUCUAUAGAAAGAGAGAAGAAGAAGAAAAAUAAAAUAAAACUACGACGUUAUCUUAAUUAAAAUUAUCUUUAUCUUUUUUUUUGUAUAAAAUAACAAAUAUGUUUUCUUUAUUUAAAUAAGGUAAACGACGUAGAGUUAUGAAGAAAAUUCGAAAUUCGUGUGGCAUUCGUCAUCGUUAAUGACGGGGAAGCGGCCCCUGUAAAGCAUUGUUCACUGCUAUAACAGAAGUCCCGCAGGAAAGCCGAACUCGUCUCCUCUCCCAAAUGUCAACCUUGGCGCGCUCGCUUCUAAUCACGUGACGAGCAGCUGCGGAUGGGAAUGCUGGAUGUACAAUGUAUCGAUCCGUCGGUCUGUAGAACUUAGGAACGGAUGCGUUCAAGACAGAAUCAGGGAUGGGGGGAGAGCGUACACUUCUCGAUAGAAGGACGAACAGAACCAAGAACUUUCGACGUGUGGCAUGCUGUAUGAUAGCCACGGUACUUUCGUCAUAUUUAAUAUUAUUUGUGGUAGUGGUAUCGAGGCAAUUGGAUCAUAACGCCGAACAGGAACUGCAGAGAUCGGCACAGGCAGCAUACCUGGGAAAAACAGGCAAAACAGACAGCAAUCUACUCGACAGGCAACCGGAUAGAAAGGCCAUUGUGGCCAGAAUGUUAGCCUCCGGUGGGCUGGUACCACUGACGUCACGUCGUGCCGUUAAAGUGUGCAGUAAAGCUAAAUUUCGUGUACCACCUGGACCUUUAGUAGCCUUAGCUUCCUUUCCCGGAUCCGGUAAUACCUGGUUGAGGUUCUUAAUCCAACAAGCUUCAGGUUAUCUGACAGGAAGCGUAUACAAAGAUUACGCUCUGAUGAGAAAUGGCUUCCCUGCAGAAAGUAUAUCUAAUGGUUCUGUUGUGUUGAUUAAGACACACGAAUGGGGACCCGCAGCUAGAAAAAAAUACGACAAAGCUAUAUUAUUAAUUAGAGAACCGUAUGGUGCACUACUAGCGGAAUUUAAUAGGAGAGCAGGAGGACAUUUGGGUCACGCAUCACCAGAAAAAUUUCGCAGAGUGUGGAGGAAUUACGUGGCAAUACAGACUAAAGCGUGGAUGAACACCGUACUGGACUGGUUAAAUUUCGAGGGACCAUUACACAUAAUCCGUUACGAAUAUUUCGUGCAGAACCUAUCAUCCGAGCUGUCUAAAGUGAUGAAAUUCCUCAAUAUAACGGUACCAUGGUCCACUUUCCAAUGCGUUCUCAGGAAUCGCGAUGGAAUCUUCCGACGUUCGAAGAAGGAACUGAAAUUCGAACCGUUCGAUGCCUCUAUGAGAAGAACAAUCGACAGGUAUAAUGACAUCGUCAAGAAGGCCAUAAAACUGCAUUUUCAAGGCGUUCGAGUCGAUUUGGAACAUUUAACAACGCAAAAUAGGACCGACUUCGAUCGAAAUGAAACAAUUUUCGUUACCACGUGACCCUCGUCUCCUCUCUUAUUCUUCCUCCUCCAUCCCCGCUCCGACGAUUCUUCCAUACAAGAGACUAUUUUUAAGUGUUACGUCUCUACGUUUAACGAAUACGACAACAGGUACACUAGUCGCCAACGAAAGGUGGCCAUUUUUAAAUAAUCGAAGGAGUAACGUAGGCUUAAGUGUAGGAAAUUUCGAUCCUAGAACGAAAAAAUUACAAAAAAAUAAAUAGGAUUAAAGCUCUAAAGUAACGUGUCUCUGCACCGUCGCAUCACAUUUUUUUUUCACCAUCCCCAUCCUCUCUCUCUCCUCCAUCAUCGCCAUUAUCUUGAUAUAAAACACGCCGAACCCCGAUUUAACGAAUUCGAUCGAGAAUGGCGCUAAACCGAAGCGAUUUCGAGUCUUGGGGGGUUAUGUGUGUGUUCGAGUCUUGUGUUCUCAUUUCACGUGAUUUUUGGUGAUAAUACAAAGGGGACACACGUGCAUUCGGCGCUAUAUCGAGGUUUCAUUGUAUACAAUAUAAAAAUGAUAAAUUAUAUAUAUAUAUAUAUAUAUAAUGUGAUGU
This is a messenger RNA of Centruroides sculpturatus (bark scorpion), 2456 nucleotides long. RefSeq names its product WSCD family member AAEL009094-like. The record is from RefSeq and is a predicted model, not a curated record. Bases 845 to 1900 code for a protein of 351 amino acids. Lineage: Eukaryota; Metazoa; Arthropoda; Arachnida; Scorpiones; Buthidae. The transcript is spliced from 3 exons.